Messenger RNA from Paramuricea clavata, 5892 nucleotides. The record is from the annotation of a GenBank genome assembly. NCBI's taxonomy places the organism in Eukaryota, Metazoa, Cnidaria, Anthozoa, Malacalcyonacea, Plexauridae.
CACAAAUAUUUCCUCGCAUAGAAACCAGAAGUCCUUUGGUUUAAUUUAAUUGAACAGUAUGACAUUUAGUCAUACAGAAGUGUUCGAACUAUGGGUGAAUACAGUCGGUAACAAUAAAUGUAACAUUCACUAAAAAAUGGCUAGUCCGCGGCAAUCGCCGAAUUUACAUCCGAUUAAAUUCACAAGAAACCCAGAGCUGAAGAAUAGCCCUGAUGAUAUCUCACAGCUGUUUCAGAACGCCGAAGACGACAGCUCAGAAACGGGAAAUAAACGAUCGUCAGUAACGUGUUCUUCUUGGUUUGGCGAACCUGAUCUUAUGGUAUACAAACUGUUUUAUCUAUUCUUUUACGCAGCAACGGCGUUAUUCGCCUAUCUACCUCUGUACUACAAGAAAUCACUCUUGUUAGACCAUCAUCAUGUCGGUAUAUUGAUGGGAAUUAGGCCAUUUUGUGGCUUUCUUGGGGCUCCUAUACUUGGCAGCUUCGCCGAUAAAUUUAACAAGUACAAGUCUACAUUAUACACCGGUCUUUUAACGUACAUCAUUGUUUAUCUAUCUAUAACUUUCGUAAACGGAGUGCCUAAAGAUUGUAAUGUUCAGGCGAGAAUAAACCACACUAAUACGUCUCAUAAACUUAUUGGGGAAACAAAGUUUUUGAAUGAGGAAAAACAAAGCCAGACUUUGAAAGUGUACAAUACAGAAAAAUUUGUCCAGCACUUGGCGAAUACAAUAGCACAGCGAAAUGAUCCUCUGCUGAAUGAUGAACAGUCUAGACCCUCAUUUCCAGAAUCAUCAAAUGUAGACAAAAGCGGUGGGAAUUGGAAACUUUUAGAUAAGCCGGUGUACUUCAGUGAAGAUGUGAAACAGCUGCCUCACGGGAGAGUUGUUUUUAAGAAGUUCAACUCUAAUGACCAGGUUAGGGUUGACACCAUGAACGUGGAAGCGAACAGUGGGGAUAUGAGAUAUGGGAUUCCAGACACUGGUGACAAUAUGACUCAGGUAAACUUUGGUUAUAUUAUUCAAAUUUUGGUUAUGUUAAUUGAUUUAAACUCUACUUCUACUGCGAAAUUUACCGUGUAAAUGCAAUAAAUAAUGCUAUUUUACUAUUCUUUUAUAUUACAGUAUACUUGCGAUUCAAAAUUACGGCGCGCCAGUAACUGACUAAUUAAACGUUCUUUAGAGCUUAAUUAUUGAUAUUGCCUAUUGGUUCCCGAGUGAAAACACCCUUUAAUUUUUGAAAUUGUAGAACUUAUUGCGGUUAAUGAAACGAUUGGUAUAUAUAAUCAGGUCACAAUUAUAACAAAAUAAUUUUAAUUUAAUUUAUUGUACGAUCAUCCCGACUAAAUUUUUUUUAAUUGCUUCUGACGUUUCGGCUACCUAUACGGCAGCCAUUAUCAAAGACGUAUUACAGUAUAGGUAUAGCCGGAACGUCAGAAACAAUUAAAAAAAAACAAUAUGGAUUAUCGUACAAUAAAUUAAAUUAAUGGAAGAACCCGGAUUCAAGCCCUUCAGUAAAAUAAUUUUACUUGCUUUUCAUUUCAUCCUUAAUUUUAAUCAGGGUAUGAUCACUGGCUUCUAUAGAAUGUAUACAGCUAAUUCAAAAAAGGUUGUCCUUCAAAAAUCUCAAACCUUAAACCCUAAGCGCGAAAGGUGUGAUACCUGUAGGUAACCUCUUACUUAAGACCUAAAACGUGCGGAUUUUGUAUUGCAACUAUGACAGGACAUGCAGAUAAUAAGCACUAUAAUGUAUAACUAUAGCAGUGAAAAUGCACUAUAGCAGUGUACUAGCAUUAUUAAUCAGGGUUUAUUUUAACGUGCAGUUCUACACAAAAUGUGCAGUUCUAAACCCAUUUGUGCAGUUCUUAAAACACAAAUGUGCAGUCACCAAACUAACAAAAAUAGCCUUAAAACAGUCUUCGCAUUUACUCGUCCUUGUGGAUGCUCCAGAAAAUUCCAGAAUUGCUGUCAUCAUGUUAAUUGAGCAUAAAAAAUAUAAACGUUUUCUGGGGGGGGACUCCAGACCCUCCUAGUUUCCUCACAAAUCACUUACGUGCUGGCGUAAUGGAAAAGAAGGUAAAAUUGGGGCGAGCGAAGCUACCCAAAAGAGAUUAGAGUGGGAGAACUUAAUAUUCAUUGCUGCCUCAAAUCCAAAUUUAAGGUUGUUAUAUAUUGAAUAUCCAUGAUUCCCAGUUACAUGUUUUGAAGCAGUUUUUGUGAGUGGUUGGGUAAACAAGUCUUUGCCAGAAUUAAGAGCCUCUAGAUGCAAAUUGUUUUGGGGGACACUCCCAAGCUCCCGCACCCAAAAUCGAGUUUGUCUGGCCUUUCUCCAACUCUCCCACCCAACCACACCAUUAUUCUGUCACCUAUAUGCAGGUUACCCAUUGCCUUCGUAACAUCCCUAUAUGUGCAGUUCUACAUUUUUCUUAAAAUAAACCCUGCAUUACUUGCACAAUCAAAAGCCUUAAAAAGAAGUUACCCAUCACUCUUAGCGCUUAGAGUUUAAGGUUUGAGAUUUUCGAAGGACAACCUUGUUUGAAUUAGCUGUACAUGACAGCUAACAAUGACAAACUGAAACAUGAGUAUAAUGCCAUGUGUUUUUUCGACGCAUCAGUACCACAUGAUUUAACAAUUUGUUUCUGUUACAAAAACAGUGAUUACCACUAUAUAUAGAGAGUCUGCAUGCACUUAUCUGAUGCAGCAUGAGACGUCCCACCGAGCCUAACCUUAAUCGUAACUUUUACGUGAAUCUUUGGUGUGACUCACGCGCUAUAUAAAUAUCAAUUGAGUGCAGAAUUUAGUGUUUUCCGGUUACACUUUACAGUGUAUGCAUGCAAAGAAUUGUGAAUUGAUCCAAAGGCACUUGGUGGAAUUUAUCAUCAUUUUUUUCAUUUUCAAAAAAGGUUUACAUAGCCUAUAGAUACUCUUCAUCACAAGAUGCUUUAAAAACUUGAAAAAUGAAAACGUAUUAUAUAAAUUAAUAUAUUACACGUAAGUUAAGGAAUAAAAUUGCUUUAUUCUAUAAAUCAUAUGAACCAAUGUUGGCCUCUUAUAAGCCUUAACAAUCCUUGAUGGAGUGUGCAGUUGACGUAUUUUCCAACUCCAAAUUAAAGCCAACGCUUGGAGCAGCUAGUUUUGCUCAUUCCUGCAUGUAUACACUCGAUGGUAUUUACCGAAGGCAUGCACAUUGAGGGUGUAUAGCGAACCCGCUACCAACCACAAAAGGCAAUCAACUAACUCGCCUUCUCUGGGGAAAAUGUUUGACCACUAUACAUUGAGAAUUCUACGCAAUGCAUAUAUCACGAAACUAAAUAGUACCUUGCCGUAGUUGCUUUCUGUCUCGUGUUGGUUAAAAAUAAUUAAUUUACAUUAUAGAAUUCAAAAGGUAUUUUGGAAAACGAAUAAACCAAGACUAAUAAUUAAUAUGUACUUCAAAUACACAACUUCAUCAUGUAUUCAACUUUUAGGAAAUUGGUGAUUAUGACCAAUAUUGGCUGUAUGCACCUGAAACAGCUGGCGAAGAUACAUGGCCAAUUGAUGUUUAUCGGAAUGAGCCGCACAAAAACAGCCCAAAAGAAGACAAGAAAAUUCGUAAUCAUAUCUUCUUAAUCAUAUUACUGUUAAUGUUAACGGCUGAAUUGAUCGGUGCUCCAAUCCUCAGCCUUGCAGAUACGGCUACGCUUCAAACUCUAAAGAAAGAGCCAUAUAGAUACGGUCGUCAACUAGUCUGGGCCGCGGUUGGGUUUGGAAUCAUGUCUAUUAUUACUGGAAGUGUUUUGCACUAUACCGUUUCCAAAAAAGAUGAAAUCAAUAAUUGCCCAGAAAAAAUGGGAGAAAGAUACAAACCGGUGUUUUACAGUUGUUGUGCGUUGCUACUCAUUGCAUUUUUUACAACAUUCAAAUUCAAAUUCAAGACCUACGAAGGAAAAGAAAAUGGUCGCUGUUCCUUCUUUGAUUGUAUAAAAUAUUUUAAUAAUGUUGAGUAUCUUUUGUUUGCUUUUUUGGCAUUUUUUACAGGUCUCAGUGCAGGGUUGACGGACAGUUUUUUAUUCGUGCACUUGAUUCGCCUUGGUGCUACGCCAUUGGUAUUGGUUGUCACGACAACGGUUCAGAGUGUCUCCAAGGUGAUCUUCUUUUACCUUUCACCAAUGCUGAUACUCAAGUAUGGCUACUUCCCGAUUAUUUAUGCAGGAAUGUUGACCAGCGUGGUCACAUUCUUGUAUUAUUCGUUCUUGAUUUCACCGUGGAUGGUCGUACCCAUUGAACUUCUCUCCGGACUUUCGUAUUCAUGCGUGUGGGCGACGCUCGUCAGUUAUGUCGGUGCUCCUCCAAAAAUCGGCGCUACUUUGCAAGGAAUUGUACACUCCCUGCAUAUUGGUCUUGGACGAGGAAUAGGCGGAUUAUUUGGAGGAAUGAUAUUACUCCGCUAUGGAUUUGAUAUUCUGUUUCAAUCUUUCAGUCUUACCAUCGUGAUAGUGGUCGCAGUUGUUUCCUUGGUGCGUUAUCGUAGGAAAGACGAAGUUGAACCAAUUUGGUCCAAACUCUGGGAUUACUCCCCAGUCGCGCCUUAUGACACACUCGCGGACGAAGAAUAGUCAAUUGCCCUGAAUUUUCUAUAUAGGUAAUUUAUAGAGAAAACUAUAACAUACAAAAUUUGAAAUUUUGUUUUAAUGAAAUAUACAUUAUUUACUGAAAUACAAUUGGACUAUUUUCAUAGUUCUUUGCUGUGGUCAAUAAAAUACUGAAAUUGGAUCGGAAGAUAUUAUGUACCACACUUCGUUGCAUAAUUGUUUCUCGACUAUUUUUUAUCUUUGACUGAAGUCUAACAAUUUAACUCUGGUUUAUCGUUCAAAACACAUAUUCUUGACAGCUAGCUUUAAUAGUUACAUAAAAACAUUGUAAAAUUUACUUUCUACAUUCGACUUAAUUACACCAGCAAAAACUUAAUCAGAGAGUAAUUUAACCACAGCAGUUACGCUUUUCCCGCUUUGGUUUAUUUUUCUUCGUUUUGAAUAUUUUGAAAGACUUUUAGACAAUCUUUUGUUUGAAACUUCGCUCUCGUAGCAGCUUCGUAGGGCAAUACGGGAAAUCCUGCCUCGACAGCGGCCAAUUAAAUUGCGCGAUUUAAGACUCCUAAUAUAUAUUUUAUUGGAAAUCAAUACAACACAAACCGAACAACCCCCUAAGACCGAUCGUCACAAGUAUUGGCACGGCAUUUUGCAAAUUUUUCACAGCAAUUCUAUCACCUCUGCAAAAUCAAAAUGUUUACACUAUCAAUAUCGAUCUCCGCAGAAUUCGCGUCUAAAAUCUCCAGCGUGACCAUGCAUGGAAGCAGAGGAAAACGUGGCCAUUAAUAUUCAAAUUUCCCACCAAAAUAUUCAAAUAUGGCGGCUAGCGAUGUCUCUUCGAAGUUAUCUAAUCUAAACUUAGGCGAGGAUAACAAUGAAAUGGAGAGACCAUUUUUGGAACCGAGCUUUGGCCGCUAGGAAGUUUAAUUUCGAGCCUACCUGGCUUGACGCGACAUGGAAGGCCGAACAGAAACCAAAUUUCGGAAUGCGAAAUUUGCACUAAGCCGCGGUUACCGCGGUAUUGCAGAAUAUUACACAAUAUACUAGCUCCACCAGUACUGCAUAUUUUGUAUACAUAUAUGCUUUACAGUGUAUACUCAUCUACUAGGCCUAUACAUGCACAAUAUACAUGUGACAAACAUGUCAGUCAAAACUGCAUGUAUAUUCUCGCCGCAAUCUCACUUUUAUCAACUUGCUAUAGUAGUAUAGCUAGUUUAUAUAGGCCUAUAUUGUGUAUAUAGUGUAUAAUCUAUAGACUAUAGUAUACAUAUACAAAAUAUACACAAUAUACAUGUCUAUAUUUAGACAUAGUCAAAACUGUAUAUACUG